Molecule: messenger RNA, 1527 nt
Organism: Fomitopsis serialis
Lineage: Eukaryota; Fungi; Basidiomycota; Agaricomycetes; Polyporales; Fomitopsidaceae
Product: DNA polymerase epsilon subunit B
Exons: 13
Coding region: 1-1527 (508 amino acids)
Biological process (GO): DNA-templated DNA replication; error-prone translesion synthesis
Cellular component (GO): epsilon DNA polymerase complex
Molecular function (GO): DNA binding
Source: RefSeq, a predicted model, not a curated record
AUGGCCGACCCGAGGCAAAGAGUCAUCAUCAAGGUCUUCAGAAAAUACAGUCAUUCGUUGGGGCCUGAAUCAUUAGAGUUCUUGGAGGAGAUCCUGGAGCGCCACGAGAUACCGGACGAAGAUGCCGAGUUCUCUAUUGAGUGGAUAGCGAAGGAGUAUAACAAGCAAGAUGACGCGCAGAUGAAGGUGUCAUUGGAUGUACUUCAACGAGCAGAAGCCGUUGAUCCUGACAGUCACCUGCACUUCAUAGACGCGUUCGAUAUGCCGCUCUGGCAUUGGUCUCAUGAAAGGAGCACGUUCGAGAGAGCGGGAGGACCUCUCACAAUAUCUGGCUCUGCAGACUCUCAGAUCAUGGCCAUGCGGAACAGACUGAAUGUCAUAAGACAGACAGUCCUUCGAAAUGACCACUUCUCCCCAUCAACCUUACCAUCGCGUGACCGUGAACGCCUCCUAACGCUACGGUCCACAAAACAACUUCUAGGACGUUCAAAAGAGCGCUUCCUAUUAUUUGGCAUGCUCUCUCAUAACAAGGAGGGAAAGCUUUGUCUUGAAGAUCAAGACGGUUCUGUCGAGCUUGAUUUUUCUCUGCUAGACCAACCAAGCGAAGGACUGUUCACAGAAGGAUGUUUCGCUCUCGUCGAGGGAGACUACACCGAAGACGCGACAUUAAGUGUCAUUGCUGUCGGACACCCACCGUGUGAAAGCAGAGAAUCAGCGAGGUCGAUCUACGGCCACAUUGACUUCCUUGGGAAGGGCGCGACUACCCUGCUAGAAGAGUCAACGCAACUGGCAGCCCGUGUCCGCCUAGACAUUCCAGACCUGCAUCAUCCUGACACACUCCGAGGCUUGAGGAAGAUGUUCGAUCAUUGCAUGGAAAACAGCUUCAUCCCGAGAGUUAUGGUUCUGUGCGGCAACUUCAGCAGGCGUGGUCUCUUACAAGCGGACAGCCGAGAGGCACGUCAAUUUCAAGACCACUUGGAUAGCUUGGCGGACUUGAUCGCAGCGUAUCCUCUUAUAACGCGCACAACGCACUUCGUAUUUGUUCCCGGCCCUCUGGACAUUGCAGUGAACUCUGCUCUGCCUAGGUGGCCAUUGAUGUCGUCCUUCGUCGCCCGUCUCAAAUCGCGCAUACCAAAGGUGCAUUUCGGAACUAAUCCCUGCCGAAUCAAAUUCUUCGAGCAGGAGAUCGUCAUAUUCAGGGAAAAUCUCAUGGCGAGGAUGCUGCGAAACCUCGUGGGCGUGAAACCUAAUGUGCACACGGACGACCUCAAGCGAUAUCUCGUACAAUCAGUCUUGGAUCAAAGCCACCUUGUUCCAUUGACAACGUCCAUACAACCUAUCCUGUCGGACUUCGACCAUGCCCUGCGGCUUUAUCCGCUUCCUACCGCCGUUGUGCUCGCCGACAAAUAUGACCGAUACCAGAUGACGUACGAAGGAUGCCAUGUCUUCAAUCCUGGCAGUUUUGUAGGUAACUCGUUUACGUUCUCGGCAUAUACGCCUUCGCGGCGAGAGUCAGAAGAAUGGUAG